UUCCUUAAGUAAACAAAGUGGAUUUGAUGUGAUACACACCCACGACAUAUAUUUAUACCAAAGAAGAGAUGCUGUACUAGCUGUUAAGAUCAUUCAUAAUUUCGGAAACAAUGUUUGCAUCAGUUCUUGUCACAGCUUUAGCUGUUGGAUUAGUAUUUGGAUCCCCAACAGACAGACUUACUAAAGCAAUAAAAGCUCAAGAAUUCAGCUGCUACUCCUGUGUUGAUUUACCCGAGGGAGAGACAUGUGACCAGACCACUGUUUGUCAACCUGGCCAUGAACAUUGUAUGACCCAGCAUCACUAUGAAGAAGAUGGUACCAAACUAAUAACAACUGGGUGUAGUCACAUGCAUAUUUGUAUGAACAAAGAAGAAAACAAUGCCGAAGAGUGUUAUUGGGAUGAGAGUGGAGAUUUUGAAGGAUCUUGUACCUAUUGUUGUGAAGACAGUUUAUGUAACACAGUAGUCUCCCCUCACGAUGACGAUGACUGUGACGACCGUGACGAUAAGGGAAACUGUAUGAAAAAUUUACCUGCUGCAAAACCAAAUUCGAAAGGUGCCAAACCCAACUCAAAAGCCACUAAACCAAACUCCAAAGGAAAACCUACAAAACCAAAUUCGAAAGGUGCAAAACCCAACUCAAAAGCCACUAAACCAAACUCCAAAGGAAAACCUACAAAACCAAAUUCGAAAGGUGCAAAACCCAACUCAAAAGCAACUAAACCAAACUCCAAAGGGAAACCUACAAAACCAAAUUCAAAAGCUACUAAACCGAACUCUAAAGGAAAACCAGCAAAGCCAAACUCAAAAGCAACUAAGCCAAACUCAAAAGGAAAACCUACAAAGCUGAGUUCCUGA
Molecule: messenger RNA, 857 nt
Organism: Mytilus trossulus (common blue mussel)
Lineage: Eukaryota; Metazoa; Mollusca; Bivalvia; Mytilida; Mytilidae
Product: S-antigen protein-like
Exons: 5
Coding region: 111-857 (248 amino acids)
Source: RefSeq, a predicted model, not a curated record